This is a messenger RNA of Populus trichocarpa (black cottonwood), 4003 nucleotides long. RefSeq names its product homeobox-leucine zipper protein ATHB-15. The transcript is spliced from 18 exons. Bases 1233 to 3746 code for a protein of 837 amino acids. The record is from RefSeq and is a predicted model, not a curated record. Gene Ontology annotation, molecular function: DNA binding; DNA-binding transcription factor activity; lipid binding. NCBI's taxonomy places the organism in Eukaryota, Viridiplantae, Streptophyta, Magnoliopsida, Malpighiales, Salicaceae.
AUCCGAAAGGACAUAUCUGUCAUUACAAAACUCAGCCAUCUGAAAAGAAAAAACAGGACUUCCCAUUUCUCCACACAGUGGAAAGGAAGUUUGAAGAGUGAAAGAAAAGUCUAUUCUCUCUCUUCUCUCAAAGGCGAAACUGACAAACCAUUGAGAAAGACACACAUAAUACACAGACAGACAACAUAGCAAAAUCCUCAAAAGCUAAGUCACUGCCCCCCACCACCACCACCACCACCACCACCGCCGCCGCCGCCUACUACUACUACAAGUACUGUUGUUGUUCCUCCCUUCAUUUCCCCCCCCUAGUUCCAAGUUCUAAUCCUCUUUGACGAGCAAGGUUGUCCUUCUCCUCUUCCUCCCUUCCUUCCUCUCUUCUUCAACAGUAAAGAUAUUUAGAGAAAGAAAAAAACAAAUUCUACAAUUACAUAUUGCAAAGCCACCAUUAAAAAGGAAUCAUUUUCCGUUUUGUUUCUUUCUUUUCUUUCCCCAAUGAGGUGAGGGCCAAAAAGGGAUUGUAAGGAAAUGUUUCAGCGGUUAGGGACGAUUGCUUUUCAAGUUUGGAUCGGCCAUACGGUGCCGUAAAAGGAGAGAUCUCUCUCUGGCUAGUGAAUGUUUUGGGGUUUUGUGGCUGAGACAGAUCGUUUGGUGUGGAGCUCUGAUCUCGAAAGGUUUAUGCUCUUCUUGUGUUUGGGGACUGUCUGAUAAGUAGACAAAAUACAAGGAUGAGGAGGAUAACGAUGUAUCCAUCCUGGACGUCGUUGUCCCUUGUGGGUUUUUCUCUAUCUUUGCAUUUCACAAUCAGCAGCCAUUAAAAAUCCAAAAAGCACUUCAAAUUCUGGUUAAGGAAGAGAGACUAGCUGGGCUUAGUUUACUUUUAUUUAGGCUGUCUGAGUUUUAACAAGUGUCUCCCAGCUGUAUGUGUCUGUUUGUUCAGGCCCUUCCUUUCCUUUCCUUUCCUUUCCUUUCCUUUCUUUAAGCUGGUAAAAGUGUUGUAAUCUAUGAUUAAGGGAGGUUACGUAGGUGGAUUUAAAGCUGCACAAAGUUGGUUCAAGGUGUGAUUAAGCACAAGAAGGUAGCUUGGUUAGAAGAGGCACUCAGGGGGUUUUCUUUGGGAUCUUGUCGGGGCUUAGAAAUUUAGGAGCUUGAAAGGGAAAGAACCCGCCCCACUUUGUGUGGUUGUUGUGUUGCAAAUAUAUAUUUGGUGGGUAUUUGUGAAGUUGAAUUUGAAUAUGGAAAUGUCCUGCAAGGAUGGUAAGCAGCCUAUCAUGGACAAUGGCAAGUAUGUCCGGUACACGCCUGAGCAGGUCGAAGCCCUGGAAAGGCUCUAUCAUGAUUGUCCCAAACCCAGCUCCAUUCGCCGCCAGCAGCUCAUUAGGGAGUGUCCAAUUCUCUCCAAUAUUGAGCCCAAACAAAUCAAAGUUUGGUUCCAAAAUAGAAGAUGUCGAGAGAAACAGAGGAAAGAAGCGUCUCGCCUCCAGGCGGUGAAUAGGAAGCUGAGUGCAAUGAACAAGCUUCUGAUGGAAGAGAAUGAUAGGUUGCAGAAGCAGGUGUCGCAGCUGGUGUAUGAGAAUGGCUACUUUCGCCAACAUACCCAUAACACACCGCUUGCAACCAAAGAUACAAGCUGUGAAUCAGUGGUGACAAGCGGUCAACACCACCUGACACCUCAGCAUCCGCCAAGGGAUGCUAGUCCUGCAGGGCUUUUGUCCAUUGCAGAAGAGACUUUAACAGAGUUUCUUUCGAAGGCUACUGGAACUGCUGUAGAGUGGGUCCAAAUGCCUGGAAUGAAGCCUGGUCCGGAUUCCAGUGGAAUCGUUGCUAUUUCUCAUGGUUGUGCUGGUGUGGGAGCACGAGCUUGUGGCCUAGUGGGUCUUGAACCUACAAGGGUUGCUGAAAUCCUCAAGGAUCGGCCAUCAUGGUUUCGUGAUUGCCGAGCUGUGGAUGUGCUUAAUGUGCUGCCCACCGCAAAUGGUGGAACCAUUGAGCUGCUUUAUAUGCAGCUCUAUGCGCCAACUACGUUGGCACCUGGUCGUGACUUCUGGUUGUUGCGUUAUACUUCUGUUUUAGAAGAUGGAAGCCUUGUGGUUUGUGAGAGAUCUCUGAAAAAUACUCAAAAUGGCCCGAGCAUGCCACCAGUGCAGCAUUUUGUGAGAGCAGAAAUGCUCCCAAGUGGGUAUCUGGUACGGCCUUGUGAAGGUGGUGGUUCAAUCAUACACAUAGUUGACCACAUGGAUUUGGAGCCUUGGAGUGUGCCUGAAGUACUACGGCCGCUGUAUGAAUCCUCAACUGUACUUGCUCAAAAGACAACAAUGGUGGCUCUACGCCAGCUGCGGCAGAUAGCUCAGGAAGCUUCUCAGUCCAAUGUGACCAACUGGGGCAGACGACCUGCAGCUCUACGAGCACUGAGCCAGAGGUUGAGCAGGGGUUUUAAUGAGGCUCUCAAUGGAUUUAGUGAUGAGGGAUGGUCAAUGAUCGGAAAUGAUGGCAUGGAUGAUGUUACUAUCCUCGUGAACUCAUCUCCUGACAAGUUGAUGGGUUCAAAUCUUUCCUUCACUAAUGGGUUUCCAGCUGUCAGCAGUGCUGUCCUGUGUGCUAAAGCAUCGAUGCUUUUACAGAAUGUCCCUCCUGCAAUCCUUCUCAGAUUCUUGCGAGAGCACAGGUCAGAAUGGGCAGAUAACAAUAUUGAUGCCUAUGCAGCUGCAGCAGUUAAAGUUGGUCCUUUUAGCCUACAAGGUUCUCGAGUUGGAAGUUUCGGGGGUCAAGUUAUACUUCCGCUGGCUCACACUAUUGAACAUGAAGAGUUCCUGGAGGUCAUAAAACUGGAAGGUGUUGGCCAUUCUCCUGAAGAUCCAAUAAUGCCCAGAGAUGUGUUUCUUUUACAACUCUGCUGUGGAAUGGACGAGAAUGCUGUUGGAACAUGUGCUGAACUUAUAUUUGCUCCCAUUGAUGCUACUUUUGCUGAUGAUGCACCGCUUUUACCUUCUGGUUUUCGCAUCAUUCCCCUUGAUUCUGGGAAGGAAGCCUCCAGUCCAAAUCGUACCUUAGAUCUUGCGGCUGCUCUUGAAGUCGGACCAGCUGGAAACAGAGCAUCCAGUGAUCAUUCUGCUAAUUCUGGUUGCACAAGAUCUGUAAUGACAAUCGCAUUUGAAUUUGCGUUUGAGAGCCACAUGCAAGAACAUGUAGCAUCAAUGACUCGGCAAUAUAUCCGCAGCAUUAUAUCUUCAGUUCAGAGGGUGGCAUUAGCACUAUCUCCUCAUCUUGGUUCACAGGCUGGUCUUCGGUCACCACUGGGUACUCCUGAAGCACAGACACUUGCUCGUUGGAUCUGCCAGAGCUACAGGAGCUAUUUGGGUGUGGAGCUACUCAAAUCCAAUGGCGAAGGAAGUGAAUCUAUUCUGAAAACCUUGUGGCAUCAUUCAGAUGCUAUUAUGUGCUGCUCACUGAAGGCGUUGCCCAUCUUUACUUUUGCAAACCAAGCUGGACUUGACAUGCUUGAGACAACCUUAGUUGCACUGCAAGACAUAACUUUGGAAAAGAUAUUUGAUGAUCAUGGAAGAAAAACUCUCUGCUCAGAAUUCUCACAGAUUAUGCAACAGGGUUUUACUUGUCUUCAAGGUGGUAUCUGUUUGUCAAGCAUGGGCAGACCAGUUUCAUAUGAAAGAGCUGUGGCCUGGAAAGUGUUGAAUGAAGAAGAAAAUGCGCAUUGCAUCUGCUUUAUGUUUAUAAACUGGUCUUUUGUCUGAGACUUGAAACCAGAAUCUAGUGGAGUGGCUGAUUUAAGAGUGAGAACUCUAUAUCUGUCUUAUUUUGCUGGCUUGUAUUUCUUUUAUGUAUAACAUGUUGCAACCGUGGAGCACCUAGUUCAUUUGCUAUGUUAUAAAUUUGUGUGGGGUUCAUUAUAGUAGAGAUUAUGGACGAGACGAUAUAGUUGCCGGGGAUCAUUUUGUUUCUGACUGGUUUGUUCUUAAGUCCUCACCUGGGUCUAUGUUGAUUAUUGCAA